Molecule: messenger RNA, 862 nt
Organism: Tachyglossus aculeatus (Australian echidna)
Lineage: Eukaryota; Metazoa; Chordata; Mammalia; Monotremata; Tachyglossidae
Gene: SRI
Product: sorcin
Exons: 8
Coding region: 20-625 (201 amino acids)
Molecular function (GO): calcium ion binding
Source: RefSeq, a predicted model, not a curated record
GCGCACGCGCACGGGAGCGAUGGCGUAUCCCGGAGCCGGCGGGCCCGGACCCGCUGGGGGCGGCUAUUAUCAGGCCGGGUAUGGAGGUGCUCCAGGAGGGCCAGCUUUUCCAGGGCAGGCCCCAGACCCACUCUACGGUUAUUUUGCCACAGUCGCCGGCCAGGACGGGCAAAUAGAUGCUGAUGAGUUGCAAAGAUGUCUUACCCAGUCGGGUAUCGCCGGAGGAUAUAAACCUUUCAACUUGGAGACUUGCAGACUCAUGAUUUCAAUGCUAGAUAGGGAUAUGUCUGGCACAAUGGGCUUUAAUGAAUUUAAAGAACUUUGGGCCGUAUUGAAUGGUUGGAGACAGCACUUCAUGAGCUUUGACAGCGACAGAAGCGGAACAGUGGAACCUCAGGAGUUACAGAAAGCUCUGAUAACUAUGGGAUUUCGAUUGAGUCCCCAGGCAGUGAAUGCCAUUGCAAAACGUUUCAGCACCCAUGGAAAGAUUACUUUUGAUGAUUACAUUGCCUGCUGUGUCAAACUCAGAGCUCUCACUGAUAGCUUUCGAAGAAGGGAUUCAGCUCAGCAAGGUGUGGUGAAUUUCCCCUAUGAUGAUUUCAUACAGUGUGUAAUGAGCGUCUGAAUCAGGAGGAAGAAGGAAAUAAGCACUCCCAGCAUUCCAUUUUGUGAUUUGCUCUGCUUUUAGCCAAUACGGUCACGUAUGUCAAUGUGCGGCUGUUUUAAUCCUAAUCCAUUCCUUAAAGCCUGUUCCCUUCCUUGGCAGAAGAAAUUUGGUUUGGGUUUGGAACAUGAAUACUGAAAUUUGAUCUGAUCAUUAAAAUCCCUUUAUUACUAAUAAAUGCCGUAUCUUUGAGACUGA